AUGAACUUGAAUCGCGAGCAGCUGGCCACUGUCAAGUCUUACUCGGACAUCGGCAAAUCAGCAUUUUCCCAACUAAAGCAGCAAAAUGAAAAUGACGAAUUUGAUGGAGACGAAACAGAAAACUCAGCAAAUAAAUUUGCACCAGCGGCGAAGAGAUGCCUUGAGCUGGUCCUUGAAGUGCAGGGAUCAGAAAUUAUUGCGAUUGAGAAGGAGAACUUGCCAGUGUUGAACCGGGGCAUUGAGAAGGUGAUGAGAUUGAUGCUCAUCCCACCGAUGAAAAUGAGCAAAAAUGUGUUGUUGCUCAAGAAGCGAAACGUCAAAUUUUUAACCGACGGUGAUGGAGGAAAUGCUUCGACAGAGCGCUUGGAGGAGAGUUCCAAAACCUUUUCGAAGAAACAAGUGGAGAGCGCUAUCGUUGUGCUCGAUGAUUCCGAUGACUUUGACGACGACGGCGAUUUUGACGAAGCAAUAAGCCAAAUCGACAAAAGUAAUUCGAAGACGAAUGAAGAUGAGUUCGAUGAUGACGAUGAUUUCUUAGAAAUCGUAGCGUCAAGCAGUAGCAAACCGAUAAAAAAGUCGACUGCUUCGACAAUUCAGCCUGAAGAUGACUUCGACGAUGAUGACUUUGAUGACAUCGACUACGACGCCAUGGCUCUUGACCAGCAAAGGGAACAAGAGAGACUUGAGCGAGUAACAUCAGCAGCAACUAAAGCUUCGACUCCAGAGCCAACGGACAUAACUGACCUUGACUUCGCGAAUCCAUUCGACAGCAGCGAUGACGAUGACUGCGUUGUGAUUGAAGAUAACGAGCCACUUGUUGAAAAUGAUUUUAAAAAUGUGAGAAUUUCCCAAGAACGAGUUCCCGAAGGCUUUGAAGACACACGAUUCUUGAUUGAAGCUGAUAUCUUGCCGAACACAUUCCAAAUUAUUGGUUGCAUAAGAGCACUAACAAGCAAAAUCGAACAAAACAAACAAGGAGAGUUCAAUGUUAACGCCACUAUUGCGGAUUGCUCAGGAACACUGCCGGCCCGACUGAGCCAUAACGCGUUCGAAUACAUGUUUCAAAUGACCAUUCCAACGAGUCCGAUGAAAUCUUGGAACAAACAAUCAAGAGAUGUCUUCAAAGAAAAGGGCCAGUUUGCUCAAAAGCGCAUUUACGACUUCUUCGGACAUAUAUUUUUACGAAAACUGAAAAAUUCUGAACCGAGUUACGAAAUUUAUCGAUUCGUUGAAAUAGUAUAA
Molecule: messenger RNA, 1242 nt
Organism: Oikopleura dioica
Lineage: Eukaryota; Metazoa; Chordata; Appendicularia; Copelata; Oikopleuridae
Source: the annotation of a GenBank genome assembly